ACGUGUCCCCGUUGGCCCAAAAUUCACUCUCUCCUGCGCCUCAAACUUUUCGAGAUCCCCUCACCGGCGGCCGGGUCCUCGCGACCUCCCCAGCUCCCCCGAUCACCAGACGAACCCUCGAAGCCUCACUGCACCGCCGGGCGCUUCGCCAAGCCCCCGCCCACGGGAACAUCUCACCUCGAAUUCUUCUCCCGUAGCUCGCUGCCCUUCCCCAUCUCUCCUCGACUGGUGCGGGCGGGGAGGAUUUAUGCGGAUUCGGGAUUUGUAUUUUCCCUCGCUGGGGAUGGAGGUGCAGGUGGUGGACUUGUCAUCGGACUCCGAGGACGAGGUGUCGGCGCACUCGCCUCAGCACAAGCGUCCCGCGCGUCAGGCGUGGACAGGUGCUGAUCGCGAGGGUGGAGGCGGCGGCGUGGACAGCCUCUCCAGGCAAGAGGGUGCGGCGAGGUCGCUGCGUCAGCCCAGCGACGUGGCGAAGAAAGGGAAGGAGAAGGUUGGCGACGGGGAGAGCGCGUGGGCGGCGGGGCCUCCUAAGCUCCGUGGAGAAUCGCUCCGUGAUGUUCGUGGCGUCGUGGGAGCUGGGACGGAUCCUUGGAGUGAACUGGUGAGCAAGCGCAAGGCUGGAGACGAUGGAGAUGUUGGAGCUGGGUGUUGGGGUGGUUGGGGUGAUUGGGGUGAUCAGCUUCGCAACUCGGUCACUUUGCUGCCACAAGGAUCAGAGAGCAAGGAGUAUCACAAUGGUUCUGCUGCAGCAGGUGAUCGCUGGAAGGGUAUUCUUGGUGCAAGACCUGCUGAUCCUUCCAACACACCGGGGUACCCGUGGGAUGCUGGCAAGAGAGAAAAUGGGGUUGGGAUGUUCACUGAAGGCUCUCUAGCUAAUCGUGAAGUUUCUGCAUGUGAUGAUUUUAUUAUGGAAGAUAGUAGCUCAACAUGGCUUUCGAGGAUCAAAGGGCUGAACUUUCCUCUUCCUGAUGAGCAUCAGUUGAGAACCAGGCAAAUUGAGGAUGAUGAGGUGUUUGCCCGCAAGCUUCAGGAGCAGCUCAAUCAGGAACAGCCAGGCUCUCAGCAUUCUGAAUCGGUUGAUAUGACAAUAGCCUGGACAUUACAUGAGCAAGAUGCUGAGCAUGCCAGAUUUGCUGCAAGAGAAGGGCAGUCUAGUUCUAGCCAGAGGGACAGAUCAAUGGCACACUUGUAUUCAUUUGGCCGGCACUCACCUGUUCAAAGUUCUGCUUCUUGGGCACCCAAUCGUACUCCAAUUCCAGUGUCAAGCAGAAGUUUGCCAAGAAACACUAACUGCCCGCAAGCGGCACAACGCGAUAUGCUUAUCUCUCAGUUGACCAGGGGAUGCUUCAGAGAAGACAUGGAUCUAGAAACGAGAAUGGCUGUACUGGACUCACUUGCUGAAGCAUUUGAUAACUGUGGGGAUACAUUUUCUCCAGAUUCUGAUGAUGAUGACUAUGAGAACCUCAUAGCACUUGAUUCCAGCAACUAUCACAGAGGUGCUUCUGAUGAUCAAAUAAACAGCCUGCCACUGUCACUAGUUGAGGGUGAUAGUUGCUCCGAUGAACCCUGUCCUAUAUGCUUGGACUGUCCUGCUGCUGGUGACUGCCUCCGGCAUCUGCCAUGCAUGCACAAGUUUCACAAAGAGUGCAUCGACAGGUGGCUCGGGAUGAGGAUCUCGUGCCCUGUUUGCAAGUCAACUGUAUUCUCACAGUAGGCUGUAUCAUCCGCCAUGCUUUUUGCGGUAGCAUGAAAUGUAGAUUAGCUGACCAAUAGGUGGGAUUGGUACUGCUGCAAUCUGUACAUUCUGCUGUUGACUUGUGCUCUCUUCUGACCUGUGUGGUUAUCUGAGGAGGGAGCAUUUAAAUGGUGUGGAGCUUUUUAUUGCUGUGAAAGACGGCACUGCAAAGCUCCUAUUUCCAGUUGUUGUAUACCCUUUUUUAGGUGGCAUGACAUGCAUAGAGGCUUGCUGACAUGGGUGUGAAGGGCUGACAUUGCGCUCUGUAAUUGGAGUUCCAACUUCCAGUUACAAAUGAGGUUACUUAAUUUUUGGAGAUCUAAAGCUUUUGUUUUUGCAA
Molecule: messenger RNA, 2075 nt
Organism: Setaria italica (foxtail millet)
Lineage: Eukaryota; Viridiplantae; Streptophyta; Magnoliopsida; Poales; Poaceae
Exons: 9
Coding region: 248-1714 (488 amino acids)
Source: RefSeq, a predicted model, not a curated record